UUAAUUAACCGGAAAUAUACUUUAAAAAUAAAUAUAUAAAUUUAAUCAGUUUUAUAAACAAGUGCAGUUUCUCUAUAAAGCAAUAUUAUUUCUCAAUAAUAAUCCCAAUUAUUACGAUUGUUAGAUAUAUCUUCGGUUUUAUUUAUGUCAUUGAUAAAUCAGCACGUGUCUAAAAUUUGGCGUUUGAUAUUAAAACAGACGAAUAUUCCGAAAACACUGAUAACAACAGAUAGCAGAAAAUUAUUUAAAUUGAUAGAUUGUAAUUUCGUAAAAUUUAUCUUGCUUAUUACUGACAAGUAGGGUGUAAAUAAUUUAUCCUGUAUUUACUCUUCACCUCGCAGUCAAGUCUGCUUUAAGAUCGGCGAGAGAUCCAUACUAGGACGGUAAGCGAGGAAUAAUAGUGGAGCUUUCACAAAAGAUUUAAUAUUCUUGCAAAUAUAAACGUCCGUCAGAACUUUUUUUCAAACAACAUUUGAAAGUCAGAUGCACAGAUCGUGAUAUUUGUGUAAGAUAAAGCUUGUCUCUCUCUCUAGUUCUCUUGCUGCAAGUUCUAAAACUAGAAGGAAUAAAAACGUCGUAGAGAACUUUUAGCAAAAUUGCUGAAUAAAAUCCGGUUAAAAAAUUUUAAUUCUAAAUCAAUGUUGAAUUUAACAACUAUUUAAAUUUUUCGAAGAAAUAUCAAUUCUAAAGUACGUCGCAAAAAUUAAAUUCAAUUAAAUUAUAUACAUAUUUGAAUCUCGCUAAUAUCAACCCACAAGCAAGGCCUUAUCAUGUUAGCGUUCGCCAUUCGCGGAAUAGUUCUACUCGGCGUGUUAAGCUGGUAUAGCACGACUGUAUGGAGGAUGAUCGAUGGUUACUUCAAGGACCAGUUUCGUAGCUACUUACAGGAUGAAUAUCGCCAGCAUCAGCGACUGAGAGUCGACGCCGAAAACACGAAGGUGGUCGAUCAGGGUCCGACCGAAUCGAGUCUGAAAUACACGGAGAUCGAUUCUGACACGACUUGUCCAACCGAUUUUAUAGAAACUCGUCAGCAGGUAAUAGGGACUUCCAGCGGAACGUUGGAAGAAACGGUGGCAGGUGGUACCGGCGAAAACGCGGCCGUCGUCGGCGCCACUGAUAAAAAUGCAUUCCCGGAGAACGCAUUUCCAGGUCAAUCAGAGCUGGAAAGUAGGAAAUCGUCGAGCGGCAGCGACGAAGAGCGGCGACCGAGUACGGUCGAUGAAAACGGCGAUCGUGAGAAAGACGAGAUCGAGGAAUUCUCCGCCUCGCGUCGCCUCGAGAAAUCACAUCGGCAUCGUCCCGGCAAGAAGAGAUUAUCGGAAGCCUCGAAGGAAAUAUCGCGGGAAAAGCCGAAGAAACGAAGAGUGAAGACGAUUGUUCUUACGGAUGCCGAUUUCGCCAGCGCGAGGAUCAGGAACGACGCGGACGACGAUUUCUCAGAGUUCGAGGAGGAAGAAGGUCAGAGUGUUCGCGAGGAUGGAAUUCUCGUAUCGGAGUUGCCGUUCAAGCCUAAAGCGGACAUCGGCGACUUGGACAGGGUUACUGCAGAAGAGUUUUGUCCUCUGACCUUGGAGGACGAGGCUUCCUGCGGAGAAAUCACCAUGUUGCCGUGACUCCGCUUGAUGCACGUCGUUGCGUCGUAGAAUUGAAAGUGUUAGAUUGGACGAGAAAAGUUAUGCGUUAACAGCGGGGUCUUUCGAGACCCCGUCGUUAACGUAUAGGGACAUGCUGAGAGGAGAGAAAUGAAAAACUGCGAUUAUUAUUAAAAUAAACCUGUUCAAUCAGUUUUACUAAAGACAUCGAUGAGAGAUGCGAUAUAAAGAUAUUUUAAAUGUUUAGGUUUUCAUUGGUGUAUGUUGCAACUCUUUUCAGUUCAAUUCGAUAAGAUAAAAUAAUAUGCAAUAUAAAAUCAUAUUAUUGAUAAA
Nylanderia fulva is the source of this 1925-nucleotide messenger RNA. NCBI's taxonomy places the organism in Eukaryota, Metazoa, Arthropoda, Insecta, Hymenoptera, Formicidae. The record is from RefSeq and is a predicted model, not a curated record.